AUGUUGGGCCUUUGGAUCGCUCUUGGUCUCUGCAAGGUGGCAGAGGGUGCUGCGCUGAAUCUCACAGUGACGAGCACUUCCAGGAGCAACGGCAAUAUUGUCAGCUUCGAAGUCAACGGCGAGGCGUUGACUGUGCCCACCGCCCGCGGCGUCAACCUGGCCGUCCUCAACUUGGAUGGGUCUUUGGACUCUUUCCAAGUCUUUGACACUCACGCAGCAGGCUCGGAGGACCUCGUGGCUUUCGUUCAGGGACUGGACAGCGGCAGACUGGUGCUCAUGGGCGUGAGGGACGAAGCAUCAAGCAACAUGAGUGCGGCCGCCAAAGAUGCGAUCAGAUCAUGCGGCGCGAAUUUGAUUGACAGUUUGAGCUAUCGUGGCUCCUAUGCUCUCAUCGGUGUGAAGGAUGGAGCGGCAUUGGCUGAGCAGGCCUUUGCGGACGGUGGCCCCAUCGCCGUUGCGACCGCACUCUACAGUAACAUGAUCAGUCACAAUUUGACAGUGACAAGCACUUCCAGGAGCAAUGGCAACCUUGUGGAAUUUUCUAUUGAUGGCCACGUGCUGGACGUCCAGACCGACCGUGGCAUGAACGUCGCGGUGAUUCGGCUCGGUGGUGUCAUGGAUUCUUUCAACGUUUUCGACACUCAUGCCGAUGGAUCAGAGGAACUCGUUGCUCACAUCGCCGGCCUCAGCAGUGGCUCACUCGUCCUCGCUGGGGUGCGUGAUGAGGCCUCCAGCAACAUGAGUGCAGCAGCCAAAGACGCGAUGAGAAUGUGUGGGUCAACUUUGAUCGACAGCCUCAGCUAUCGCGGUUCGUAUGCCUUGGUUGGUAUCAAAGACGGCCCUGCCUUGGCUGAGCAGGCAUUUGUAGAUGGUGGGCCGAUCGCAGUGGCGACAGCGAUCUACAGUGCCGACAGCCUUCCAGUCAUUACCACAACCCCAACAACUACAACUACAACCACUACAACGACGACCACUUUGACUUCUUUGUGUGCUAUGCUGACGUGCCCUUCGGGCUUCGUCCUGAAACGUGGCAGUAUGUGGACUGUGAGGAGCGUGAAUGAAACGGACUGUUGUGGGACAGCAGCGAAAGACAUGGCAGAUGUCGGUGUGCGAUCUGCUGGCUUUGCGGAUGGCAAUGAAGCAAUUUUCUUCGCCAACGGCGUGAACUUCUACUCGGGGCCAAGUCGCGGCAUGACUGUGGUCACGGUGCGGCCGGAUGGGACUCGAAAAGACUCCGCAACCUUCGACACGAUGCGUGCCGGUUCCGAUGCGUUGGCUACAUACAUCGAUGCCAUCGAGGAUGGUACCAUGGUUCUGAUCGGUGCGCGUGACGAGGCCUCCAUCAAUCUUACAGACACUGCGAAAUCGGCGAUAAAGACAUGCGGUGCCACCAUGAUUGACGGUCUCUCGUUCAGAGGGGGCUAUGCACUGGUGGGUAUCAAAGGAGGACAAGCUCUGGCGGAGGACAUGAAGAGAACAAACGAAGGGCAUGCGGUUGCCGUUGCACAGAUGGAGGUGGUGAUCUCCGUGGAUGCAAACAAACCUGUUUGCGAUGCCAGUGUAGCAGUUCCGCCGGUGACAGGUUAUGUCUCUCAAGGCAAUCUCAACUUGGACGCAGGCUGCCGCUACAACCUCUAUGAAAAGGCGCAGGCAACCCAGUGCUUGCAAGGAAGCUGGAUUGUGAUGACUGGCUCAUCCAACACCUUGCUGGAGUUUGGGAAUCUGAUAAAUUUCCUCGCUCCCGAUGAGUACCAUGUCCAGCGAGACGGAGAGAUGAUUGGUGCUUCUGCAGUUGCAGAUGUCGUCAUCGAGAACGGACAAGUCACGCAUUGGGCUGUGAUCAGCAAUCAGCUUCCUGAGUGCAGGCAAGUCGACAUCUCGCUUGCGAAUCAAAACCGAGCAGCGUGCAAAACGGCCAUUGAAAACCUGCUGUCGUCAGCACCUCCAUACAGUGCCGGGGCGGUUCGAAUUACCAUGUUCAUCUCCUUCUUUUGGUAUCGGACUUCUUUGGCUAUAGAGGUGGUAAAUGAGGACACGCUAUGGAGCGCUGCCAAGGUGGCCGUGGUGACGCAAGUGGGGGCUUGGUACAAUGUUUGCAGCGUCACGAAGGAGGAUUAUUGCCCCAGGCAGGAACUCCUCGAUAUGGACAGGGAUCCCGCAAUCCAAGUCUUCAAGGACGAGAUGGAGGAGGUCUUCGUUCAGAUGGACAGCUUCUGCACAGGUAGCGGACGGGCUGCCGAACUUGGCUGUAAUGUGCAGACCAUUUCAUGGACCAAUGGCGUGCGUGACAACGAGAACUUCCAGGUCAUGAAUGCCUACAUCGAGCAGGCCAUGGCCGGCCGGCAAUCCUCGUCCUUUCGGCUCAUUGACUUCUUCAGACUGGGUGGUGCCAUGCCAGAGGAGGUCGUCAAUGGCCACGGCUCGCAGAUGCUGAAUCUUUGGGUGUGGACGGUGAUGUUCAACACCAUGUGCCCUGCCGAGCUGGCGGCCGAGGGUGCCUACGCCGUUUGGGAGGGAAACCUCUGCUCGGGCACCGAGGCGCGCUUUGAGAAUUGCCCCGAGUAUUACCCCAGCUGCUUGGAUGGCCCGCGGUGUGAGAAAUGGGAGUGCAUGAACAGCGUUCCCUGCACGUUGACGGCCGGAGAUCCUCCCAUGGCCGGGAAUACCGAAGGUCUUUGUGAUGACGCCGUUAAUAUCACCGGGUUUCUGACGGCCCCAGUUCUCAUGGACGAGCGAGUGGACUUGGAUGCAUGCCACAGAGGAAGCAUUCGGGUCCGCUUGUGGUGCUCGCAAGAUGUUGAAUGGCUUCUGCCGCUGAUCAGUGUCCUCGCAUUCCUGGGUGUUGUUGCUGUCCAAUAUGCUUGGGACAAAUAUGGUCCGAAAAAGGCCGAGCAAAGCAGCGCCAAGACACCCAAAAAAGCAGAGAAUGCUGAAGCGAAGGCAGAGGUGGCAUUGCCGAUGGCGAAAGUGGCGGAAGCCGACGGUGGUGCAGUGGCCAUUCAGGUUCAUGACGAACCUGAGCCGGUGCCAACAGACGCCUCGGCAGGCAGGUCGCAGUCUCGACCAGCUACCAAGGGCUCCGCUGAAUUGGUGGACAUCGCUGCGGACGCAUGUACACCAUCGGCGAAGAAAUCGAAAAGCCGUCAUUCCCUUACCGUCUCAGAGGCAGGUGCAGGCGAACUCACUGAUGUUGUAUCUGCAGUGCCUUCCAAAGCAUGCAAGAGCAACGUCGAUCUGGACGUAAAGUCAGAAGCAGCGGUGGAGCUCAGCAAAUCCAAGCGGAGUCAUGCUGCGGCAGCUGCGGAGGGUGCGAAUGUAGAGGAGACUCCGGUGAAGCCCUCGCCGACCCAGCCAGCAGAGGUCGCAGAGCAGAAGGUGACGGAGCCGGAGAAGGGGGAAGCACCUGCGUUGGCGCAGGACACGCUGGCUACAGCCAGACUCGCGAAGAUGCUGCAGACACGCAAGGCUGCCAACAAGUACCCGCUCGGCCUCGCACGCUUCAUGGGCUCGACCCACGUUGUACUGGGCCACCUCUUUGCGAAGGGGGUGACGGAGCCUAUAUACUUCUUUGGGUGGGGCUUCACUUGGGUACCUUGGUUCUUCAUGCUGUCUGGGUUCGUGCUUUUCUCUGCAUAUCUGAAGAACCCGAAGGAGGAGACCAUGAUUCAAUAUGUUCUGCGCAGAAGCACGACAAUCUACCCCUUGUAUGCAUUCUCCCUGAUCCCAGCCUUCAUCAUGCAGAAGAGCUUUGGCACCAUGUCUGCAGAAUGGCCGACUUUGCUGGCGCAGUCAUUCCUGCUUCAAGCUUGGUGGCCAACUUUCACAGAGAAUGCACUCCAGAUGCAUUGCUGGUUCCUGAGUUGUAUGGUCGUGUACUGGUUCUUCUUCAAGCCUUUGUCUUAUUGCCUCAAGAACAUCACCUUGCGCGCGACUGCCGCAUUGAUGGCCUUCUUCUUUUUCUUGCCGUGGCUUCUGGUGUUGAUUCCGGUGAUGGCAAAUCAGCCGGUGGAUUGGUACAAGGAACACACUUUCCUCAGCACCGACACAGCACUGAGCAUCGGCGUCGUGAUGCUAAAGUUCCACCCAGUUUGCUACUUCCAUGUCUUCAUCCUCGGCAUGUUGCUGGCCAAGCUCAGACAGCUUCUUGACAAGAAGGCUUUGGCUUGCGGUCAUGCUCCGGACUCCUUCCGAAACCCAUACCUCAUCGCCCUGCAGUUUGUGGCACCUCUGGGAUACCUUUUCCUGAUUCUCGUCUUCAGUGUGGAGGGUUUCCAGGCCAGGCUCUGGGGCUACAAGCUCUCCGCCCGCAUUUCGGUGCUCCUGCCCUUCCAAGCCAUGAUCUUGUUUGGCCUGGCCGGGCUGCCCAGUUUGCCGCUUCCCCUCUUCUCCUACGCCUUCUCGAAAUUGGACUUCCUGGAGAACUAUUCUUACGCCGUCUACGUUUUCCAGUUUCUCUGCCUCGCAGUGUGGCCUCAGGUUGGUCUCGUGAACAUUCCCCUGUUCCUGAUUUUCACCUAUGCAUCGGCAUUUUUCAUUGCACGAGCCAUUCAACAACCUAUUCAGAAGUGGUGGGCGUCCCAUACCAAAGCUCGUCUUGUCGUCCCGUUCAUCCUGGCCGCCUGCCUCGUCGGGUUCAGCUUCCUUCCGGAUCCCUCCGCAGAUGCACUCAUGCCAGAGAUCCCGGCUCAGCAAUAUAUUGAUGACCGCACCAAGGACAUGCGUCUCGAGUUGUCGGAUUCCGAAGGCCAGCAUCUUGGUGCAAUGAUCAUCAACCCGUCCCUCGCCAUCAGAGAUGGUGAGGUGUUCAUCGUUGCAAGGAGGCACAGACGCGAGACCACGCAGAGCAACGGCCGCUACAGCGGCCCUGAGGGCGAGGGAGAUGCGGUGUUCAUCAACCAGAUUUGGCAUUCCGAUGUGAUCAUCGGCAGCCGGGCCCUUGACAUGGAGAUCUGGAAGCAAUGGCCCACUGCCGGCCUCAGCCCUUUGGUGGGCACAUCGAUGCAGACUUGGAGCGGCCUGCGCACCUCCACAGGUGGCCGAUGGGAGGACCUGUGCAUCGCGGAAACCUGGAUCGCUAGCAACAACACGCUGAUUCGACAUGUCGUCACCGGUCCAGAAGAUCCCAAGGUGGUGAGUCAACGUGCCGGCGACAGUGGUCUGGCGCUUGCUUUCGACUCGAAGCCUCCCAACAACGGAGAUUCAUCAACGUGCCGAAAAAACAAUCAAGGCUUUGCGGAUGCCGUGACCCAGAUGUACCUGUCCACCGGAGUGAACCCUGUGGAGCCUGCCAUUCCGAACGCUGCGCACCGCCUAAGCUACGGACAAACCGACGUUGCUGAGAAGAACUGGAUUCCGUUCGUGUAUCAGGAGGCCGUAUACUUCAUCUAUACUCCACUUCCGCACGUUGUUCUGUCAUCACAGAGUGACGGACAAAGCGAGAAGGUAUUUAGCACAACUUUCCGUCCGCUGCAGCGAGUGGUACAGGAAAACCCCCACGUCAGGAUCCGAGGUUCCGCACAAGCUGUGUACGUGAACAACUCGCAGGCAACACCCAGUUUGGCACGGCCGCAUUAUUUGGCUCUGUUGCAUAUCUUCGACACUUCCACGGGUCGUUAUGCCCACCACGCGUACCGCUUCGGAGCAGAGCCGCCCUUCAUGAUGCUUCAGCUCUCAUCGAAAUUGCCUUUGACGGAAGCAGCUGCAACUCCAGGUGGUGUCCCGUUUGCUUUCGCAAGCGGCCUUGCCGUGCACAGCGGCACCGUGGUAAUCACAUACGGUGCAGGGGACCGUGAUGCCAGAGCUUUGGUAAUGACUCUCGACAGGCUUGACGAGAUGUUCGCGUGCUCUGCUUAUGCAGAUGACGCGUGA
Messenger RNA from Symbiodinium sp. CCMP2456, 5868 nucleotides. The record is from the annotation of a GenBank genome assembly. NCBI's taxonomy places the organism in Eukaryota, Dinophyceae, Suessiales, Symbiodiniaceae.